AUGUUACGCUCUUCACAGCCAAUCUAUGUUCUAUCACAGGAUGUUCAAAGAGAACAUGGUACACACACGCAGUAUGCCACCAUUGAGUCAACGUGUGCCAUUAGCAACGUGGUAAAAACUACUCUUGGACCCAAUAGCAUGUUGAAGUUGGUCAUUGAUCCUAUGGGAGGUCUAGUACUUACUAACGACGGUAACGCUAUUUUGAGAGAGAUCGACGUCACCCACCCUGCCGCUAGAACUUUAAUUGAAUUAAGUCAAUCGCAGGACGAUGAGAUGGGUGACGGCACGACUUCUGUCAUCAUCUUGGCGGGUGAAAUUAUGAGAAGAUGUGGAGCUCUUAUUGAACGGAAUGUUCAUCCACACGACAUCAUCCGCGGUUUUCAUUUGGCGCUUAGACAAUCUCUCGAAAUACUUGAAUCUCUUGCAACUAAGCUUGAUACGAAGAAUUUGCAUGAACUUAAAGGAGCUUUGAUUGCUUGCUUAGGAACUAAGUUUUCUGACUCUGUCAAUUCGAAACUAGUUGAGCUUAGUCUGCAAGCGCUUCAAACUGUAAAAAAGGAGUUAACAGCGAAGUUGACUUCGGUUGACAUCAGUAGGUUCAUCAGGGUUGAAAAGAUUCCCGGAGGCAGCAUUGAAAACAGUUGCGUUUUUAACGGAAUCAUUAUGCAGAAGGAUGUAACUCACUCGCGAAUGCGACGCAAGAUUGUCGAUCCUCAAAUAGUUUUGCUCGACUGCCCGCUUGAAUACAAAAAAGGCGAGAGUAUGACGAACGUUGAAAUUCGUGACGCUGAAGAUUUCGAGCGCAUUCUGGACCAGGAAGAGCGCGAAAUUCAACGCAUGACGCAGAAGCUCAUCGACACUGGUUGCAACCUAGUGAUUACUGAAAAAGGAGUAAGCGACCUCGCCGCCCACUAUUUGAUGCGUGCAAAAGUGGCAGUCAUCCGCCGAACGCGCAAAACAGACCAAGCAAGGCUAGCGCUCGUGACUGGUGCACAAAUAGUGCACAGUUGCGAAGAGAUAACGAUCGACCACGUGGGCAGAAAAUGCCAUCUGUUUGAAGUUAGAAAAAUUGACGAUGACUACUGGACUUUUCUGACUGAUUGUGAAAAUCCUGAAGCGUGCACAAUUUUGUUACGCGGCGGCACUAAGGACUCUAUGAACGAGGUGGAGCGCAACUUUAACGACUCACUCGCUGUCGCUCGCAAUCUUCUGAUUGACCCACGCAUCCUGCCCGGAGGAGCAGCCACGGAGAUGGAGCUGGCGAGUCAACUUGCCGGCCAGUUGCCGCGGGUGCCUGCGCGCAUGUUAGAAGGAUACAAAGUUGUCAUGCAAAGUUUAAGUGUGAUUGCUAGCGUGUUAGCGGAAAACGCGGGUGCAGACGCCACGCGUGUUGUGCAGCAACUCGCGACGAGUCACGCUGAAUGCGGCGUGCAACGCAAUCUCGGCAUCGACGGAAGAUCUGGCGAGUUAGUAGACGUGCUGCAAGCAGGCAUCAUUGACACUUUUUCUGUCAAAGCGCAAAUUUUGAAGACUGCAGUCGAGUGCAGCGCGAUGCUGAUAAAAAUAGAUGAUUUAAUGCUUGGACUCGACGCCAAGCAGGCCUAA
Dermatophagoides pteronyssinus (European house dust mite) is the source of this 1605-nucleotide messenger RNA. RefSeq names its product T-complex protein 1 subunit gamma-like. NCBI's taxonomy places the organism in Eukaryota, Metazoa, Arthropoda, Arachnida, Sarcoptiformes, Pyroglyphidae. The record is from RefSeq and is a predicted model, not a curated record.